GUGAAGGGCAACAAAAUGGCAUCCCUGGCCAAGCUGCGACAGGCUACAGGGGUUUUGUGCUCGCGUUUUCUGGCAAGGGGCUAUGUUGCAUCAGGGACGUCUGUUUCAACAUCUGGUGUAGCAGAUCAGGAGGGUGGGGAUGUUCAGACAAUCACUGUCAGUGAGAAGAUGGAUAUCACUCAUCUGAGUGGCGUUCCAGAAGAACAUAUUAAAACUCGUCGAGUGAAGAUCUACGUGCCCGCCAGAAACGCCAUGCAGUCAGGAUCCUUUGGGACAAGAAAAUGGCGCCUUGACUUUGACACUCGGGAACGUUGGGAGAACCCUCUCAUGGGUUGGACCUCUACAGGGGAUCCCUUGUUCAACAUGCAGGUGGAUUUUAAGUCCAAGGAUGAUGCAGUUGACUUUUGUGAGAAAAAUGGAUGGGAGUACGUGAUUGAGGAGAAAGCAGUUAGGACAUUCAAGAAGAAAUCUUACGGAUCAAACUUUUCGUGGGAUAAGAAGACCAGAGUCUCUACAAAGUAACAGCAGCGUUUUUAGACAAAUGGAAUUACAUGUACUUGGACAUUUGAUGGACCAUGUGAUCGUUUGAUGCCCUGUUCUCGGAGAGACACCUGUUACAGAAUACUAACUCGAAACUUUGUACAUACAUAGGUACAGUAGAUGAUGAUUCUGCGCUUUAUUAUUAUAGGUAAAAAGGAUGUCACUCUAUCUGGAGAGGUUUGUGUCCUGACAUAUUCAGUCUAGAGCAACAACCAUCGUUCGUCACAAAGACAGUGUGUGAAGCAGUGCUAUUUACCCUUACCUCGUUGUUUCAGUAAAAUUAUUAUUGUCGGGUAGAUUUGCUUUUUGUGUUUGAUCUUUCCACAUGACCUUUAAGCCUGUAUAAGUUGUGAAGACGUCAGGGGAAAAUUUCAAAAUCCAUGUCUGAUUUUUUGAGUUAAAAUUUCAAUUCUUGUCACAUGGCUUAGUUGUUGGUACUAAAAAUGAAAUUUUAAUGCUAAAAAUAAGCCCUAAAGUCCUAUUUCUCUGAAGUGAGAAAUGACUUCGUGGAAUAUUCCCUUGUCACCAGGAUCACGGAAGAUGUCAAACCAUGUCUUAACUUGAAAACUUAUUCCUGAAUGUUGAUUUGAGUUUUAACAAACUUGCAGUUUUAUCACGAAGUGGUAAGACAAUUCUUACUGUAAUUCUUUAACCUUUUCGUAUGUUUGCAAGGUGUUUAUUCAGGUGUAUUCUGAAUGCAUUAUUCUGUGUUGACUGAUAAAAUUAUACUUUUCUGAAGCCCUGUAACUGGCUAAUAAAAUCAAAUUAAAAAUGUGCAUAAAUUGCACUGAGAGUUACUCU
Molecule: messenger RNA, 1341 nt
Organism: Liolophura sinensis
Lineage: Eukaryota; Metazoa; Mollusca; Polyplacophora; Chitonida; Chitonidae
Product: NADH dehydrogenase [ubiquinone] iron-sulfur protein 4, mitochondrial-like
Exons: 5
Coding region: 16-522 (168 amino acids)
Biological process (GO): electron transport chain
Cellular component (GO): respiratory chain complex I
Source: RefSeq, a predicted model, not a curated record